Aspergillus bombycis is the source of this 945-nucleotide messenger RNA. RefSeq names its product glycoside hydrolase family 43 protein. The record is from RefSeq and is a predicted model, not a curated record. NCBI's taxonomy places the organism in Eukaryota, Fungi, Ascomycota, Eurotiomycetes, Eurotiales, Aspergillaceae. Gene Ontology annotation, biological process: carbohydrate metabolic process. Gene Ontology annotation, molecular function: hydrolase activity, hydrolyzing O-glycosyl compounds. The transcript is spliced from 2 exons. The coding region runs from base 1 to 945 and encodes 314 amino acids.
AUGUCUAAUUCCAACCCCCCUCUAAUAACCCACAUCUACACCGCCGACCCUUCCGCCCACGUCUUCAACAACAAGCUCUACAUUUACCCGUCCCACGACCGCGAAACAGACAUCCAAUUCAAUGACAAUGGCGACCAAUACGACAUGGCAGACUACCACGUCUUCUCCAUGGACUCCAUUUCCGGCCCCGUAACAGACCACGGCGUCGUCCUGGGCCUCUCCGGCGUUCCCUGGGCAAGCAAACAGCUCUGGGCACCCGAUGCGGCCACCAAGAACGGGAAAUACUAUCUCUACCUGCCUGCCCGCGACCACGACGGCAUAUUCCGGAUCGGGGUCGCUGUGGCCGACAAACCGGAGGGACCGUUCACGGCCCAGAAGAGCUAUAUCGCGGGGAGUUAUAGUAUCGAUCCUGCGUCCUUUGUGGAUGAUGAUGGGAAGGCGUAUCUUUAUUUCGGGGGCAUCUGGGGCGGGCAGUUACAAUACGGGCCCCAGGAGCCGUCUGGUGAGAAUGUGGUUGCCCUCCACCCGCGUGUUGCGCAGUUGACGGAUGAUAUGCUGGGGUUUGCGACGCCUGUGCAGGAACUGGUUAUCCUGGAUGAGGCUGGAGGCAGCCCUCUCAAGGCAGAUGAUCAUGAGCGACGCUUUUUCGAGGCCUCCUGGAUGCAUAAAUAUAAUGGGACAUAUUAUUUCAGUUAUUCGACCGGGGACACGCAUUAUAUUGCGUAUGCGACUGGAGAGAGUCCGUUGGGUCCGUUUCGGUACAGGGGUCGGAUCUUAGAGCCGGUGUUAGGGUGGACGACGCAUCAUUCUAUUGUGGAGUUUGGGGGACGGUGGUGGAUCUUUUAUCAUGACUGUGAGCUUUCCAAGGGAGUGAGUCAUCUGAGGAGUGUCAAGGUUCGAGAGAUUGGGUAUGAUGAUCAAGGGGAUAUUUAUUUGGUGGACUGA